Messenger RNA from Episyrphus balteatus (marmalade hoverfly), 1382 nucleotides. RefSeq names its product muscle-specific homeobox protein tinman. NCBI's taxonomy places the organism in Eukaryota, Metazoa, Arthropoda, Insecta, Diptera, Syrphidae. The transcript is spliced from 3 exons. Gene Ontology annotation, biological process: regulation of transcription by RNA polymerase II; cell differentiation. Gene Ontology annotation, cellular component: nucleus. Bases 162 to 1382 code for a protein of 406 amino acids. The record is from RefSeq and is a predicted model, not a curated record. Gene Ontology annotation, molecular function: RNA polymerase II cis-regulatory region sequence-specific DNA binding; DNA-binding transcription factor activity, RNA polymerase II-specific.
UUGUAAAUAGAAGACGUAAACGGUUUUUGGAAACAAAAUAACUAAUAGUUAAACAAUUUAAAGUAACAAUACCGACACAGCCGUCGCGUCGCGAUUAAAAGGAUUUUUGUUAUUGUGUAAUGUUUAUGAAGUGAAUCGAAUUAGAACAAUUUAAAACAAACAUGUUGCAACAGCAUCAGCAACCACCUCAACAAGGAUACUAUGAAUAUAAUCAUCCAAGUCCUGGAAGUUUAACAAAUUCAGACUCUUGCAAUACGACGCCAUUUUCAGUGAAGGAUAUUUUGAAUUUGGUUAAUCAAAAUGAACCAUACACUGGUUGCCAUAUGGAAAGCACCAGUCCAGCAGCCAAUUUGUACCACGACUAUGAUCGCUAUGCAGAUCCAUCCCUUGUUCCCCAUGGCUACAUCGCUCAAGGUCAGAUUUACUCAUCGUACGAAUACAACAAUAGUCCACAUCAUCCACAUCCGCAUCCACAUAGUCAUCAUCAUCCAUCCUUGCCAGCAUAUCAAUAUACCCCACAAUACUAUCCCACAGCAACUCCACAAGGAUUCACUUAUCCCUAUGCGGAUAUUCCCCAAAACAGUGGACAUGCGCAAGUCCUUUUGAAUGAUGGCACUUAUAUGAAACAGGAAGUAAUGCCAACGUCCUACGUUACCCCGUCACCAACGUUGGAUUUGAAUAGUUCAGCAGAAGUCGACGUAUGCGCAAGCAGAUCGUCGUGUCCUAGUUCGGAAAAGGAACCAGUGGCAACCCAAGUCAAUGAGAGUCCUUGCAAUGAAAUCACUUCGCAACAUGUGAAGGAUCUUGAGACGAUAUGUGAUUUUGAUGAUACCGAUGACACGGAUACAACACAACAGAAAGAUUCCACCCACGUGACAUCAUCACGUUCAGAAUUGCGCAAAAAUGGAAAACCUCGUGCGAAACGAAAGCCUCGUGUCCUUUUCUCCCAAGCUCAAGUCCUCGAGCUAGAACGUAGAUUUCGUCAACAAAAAUAUCUUACCGGUGCUGAACGUGAAGUUAUUGCUCACAAAUUAAAUCUAUCAGCGACACAAGUCAAAAUUUGGUUUCAAAAUCGACGUUAUAAAUCGAAACGAAUGGAAUGUGAUAAUGGAUGUGCUGAUCCUUCUAGUGCCUCAAAAUGCAGUCUUGAUUGGAAAAAGUAUCCAGUUGUUGGGGUAUACGAUUCGAAGAAACCAUCUACAAUAGAUGGAAUGACAAUGCAUAUGCAUGGGUCAGUUGGAAUUGUUCCAGUUGCAACAUCUUCAUCACAACCUCCACCAUAUCCUUCAAAUGGAGGUUUAAAGUAUGAAAUAUCAGGGAAUCAUGAAGCAGAUGUUCAUUUUGUGAAUGCCUAUGAACCGCCAAAAUCCUAUUGGCUUUAA